AUGCUCGCUCCUUGGAUUGCUUGUGGCUGUUGCGAAGCACCUGCAGAUCUCACACACGAAGUCCUCCAGAUUGCCGCGUCCCUGGAUUUCGUUGAUGAGAAGAAACAUGACACGGAAGUCGCGGAAGUUGACGACAUCGAGACCGGAAGCACCCAAUCAGACCUGGUUAUGAGCGUGGACCUGGACCAGCCGGUGGUAUUGUUCACUUUCACUAGGCGGAACGGAGAGUCUGAAGAGCUGAAGGUCACGUCGAAGCCCUUGUGUUUCCGCAUUGGGCACACCCAUCCCUACACUGUCACGGACAUUGCGGCAGGCAGCAACUCUGUGGUCCAGGAAGGAUGGGUGCUGACGCAUGUCAACGGUGAGAUGCUGCCCCUGCAAUGGAAACAGGCGGCCUCUGUGCUCCGAAAGGCUACCCAAAGGCUCCCUCAGACCAGGCGGAGUAGUCUUAAAGAGCCAGCGCCGGGCCAAGUCAGUCGGAAGUCUGUCCAGUCUGAGCCUGGCCAAGGCAUUCGGAAGUCGCUUCAGCUUUCGCCCGAGGCCAAGGCGAGAUCCGACCUGGCAGCCACCUUCAAGACUUGGGUCCCGGCAGGUUCCGUGGAACAUAGCAUCAUGCAGUACCAAAGCAGUUUAGUCCAGACCAUGCGCGCUGCAAGGUAA
Symbiodinium natans is the source of this 660-nucleotide messenger RNA. The record is from the annotation of a GenBank genome assembly. Lineage: Eukaryota; Dinophyceae; Suessiales; Symbiodiniaceae.